AUGAGCGAUCAACCGCCACUAUUGCCAACACCACCACCUAAUCAGAGGCUGCACAUAGGAUUCGAAGGCGGCAGAACGGGAAGGAGGGAGGCAAACAAGCUUCUGAUUCCGAAUCCACCCAAAAUUGAUUUGCCCUUAUUCUCUGGGGAAAAUCCAAGAGAAUGGAUUCGGAAGUGCAACAAGUACUGCGUAAACUACCAAAUUCCUGAGGAACAGAAGGUCGAAGUGAUUGAGAUGUAUCUGGAAGGGAAGGCAGACAGGUGGUUCCAGGGUGUUAAGGUGGAGAAACCUGAGAUCACAUGGCCAAUGUUUGAAGACUUAUUGUGUAGAAGGUUCGAUAACAGGACAGGAAAAGAUGUCGUGGAGGAAUUCAACAAAUUACAUCAAACAGGGAAGGUCGAGGAGUACCAGGAAAAGUUCGAAGAACUCAAGACUCUCAUGGCAGUGAAAAAUCCACAUUUGAGUGAAGAAUAUUUCGUAUCAAGCUUCAUCAGUGGCUUGAAGGACGAAAUUAAGACUAUGAUCCGACUGUUGAGGCCUACAUCUCUAUUUGAAACUUUCGAGUUGGCAGUACUGCAGGAGAAUGCACUGCACUUGCAGUCCAGGAGUCUUAAAGAGAACGCAAACCUGUUGCUAAUACUGAAGCAGAACCAAGAAAAAUCUCAGCACAAGAAAUACAGUACAGAAGAAGUCAUGGCCUAUGCUUCAAAUGGGGAGAAAUUUGGGCAGGGACACCAGUGCAAACUUGGUCAUUUGAACUUUCUGGUCAAUGAUGAGGAGGAGGAUACUGAAUUUGAGGAUGCACUGGGAGAGCAAGACGAAACCACAGGGAAUCCAGGGGAGGUUAUGGAGAUGUCCCUACACACAUUGUCAGAGGCACUUAAGAGGAAAACAAUCACCCUGGUAGGCGUACUGGAUGGAGAGGAAAUGCUGAUACUGGUGGACACUGGCAGUUCUGAUAGCUACAUUAGCAGUGAGAAGGUAAUCGCAUUUGAUAUUCCUUAUAAAUUAGUCAAUCCUUUUUCUGUGGUUGUGGGGAACGGGGCCUGUGUAACUAGUAAGGCGAUAUGUCCUAAGGUGGUCUGGGGAAUUAAUCAGCAUAGGUUCUGCUAUGAUCUCAAAGUAAUGGAUCUAAGUGGAUGGGACAUAAUACUUGGGGUGGAUUGGAUGACUCAGUUCAGCCCUAUCACUUUUGAUUUUCACAAGCUGACCAUUUCCCUACAACAUCAAGGGGAAGCGGUACACUUGCAUGGCCAGGCUGAAGACUGUGAUUUAGAUUUAAUUAGGGGAGGUGAUCUGAGAACAUUCAUUGAAUAUAAGAGACAGUUAUGCAUGUCCAUGAGAUUGGGACAAAGUGAUCAAGAGCAGGGAAAUGACAUCCCUACAGGGGUCCAGGGUAUUAUUGAAGAAUUUGUAGAUGUAUUUGCAGCACCAACUGAGUUACCUCCAGUCAGGAGUUUAGAUCAUGAGAUACCACUAAAACCUGAUUCUCAGCCCUUCAAAAUGAAGCCUUACAGAUACCCUCACUCACAAAAAGGAGAAAUUGAGCAGCAGGUUAAGGAUAUGUUGCAACAUGGAAUCAUAAUUCACAGUAACAGUCCCUUUGCUUCUCCAGUUCUACUUGUCAAGAAGAAAGAGGGACCUGGCGUUUCUGUGUAG
Molecule: messenger RNA, 1659 nt
Organism: Coffea arabica (coffee)
Lineage: Eukaryota; Viridiplantae; Streptophyta; Magnoliopsida; Gentianales; Rubiaceae
Source: RefSeq, a predicted model, not a curated record